Molecule: messenger RNA, 2510 nt
Organism: Manihot esculenta (cassava)
Lineage: Eukaryota; Viridiplantae; Streptophyta; Magnoliopsida; Malpighiales; Euphorbiaceae
Product: GTP-binding protein At3g49725, chloroplastic
Exons: 13
Coding region: 135-1949 (604 amino acids)
Cellular component (GO): cytoplasm
Molecular function (GO): GTP binding; ribosome binding
Source: RefSeq, a predicted model, not a curated record
AACGUCGUUUGAGUCCGAACUCCUUUCGUCUCCAGUCCCGCUACUCUCCGUUGUCUCUCCCACUAGAGGAGCACUCUCCAACCAAACGAGCAGUCAAGCAGGCCCAAAUUUUGCUCUCCAAAAAAUUUUCAGUAAUGUCGGCUCUAUCGGCACUAAGGUACCGCUUCAACUCCCUAACUCAAACCCUAACCGCCAUAAACCAAUCCCUCAAUCCCCACACCCAAUCUUCAAUUCUAGUUCCGAUUUCCAUUUUAUCUUCCCAUUAUUCCUCGAAGCAGCAAAGUAAUGACAGAAAUGAGGACAAGAACGAUGUCGUAUCACUCUUCAACAGAGACCCAACCAGCCCACCUCGGCUUUUCGUGGUCCAGCCUCGCCUCCGCCCCGAUACCUUCCUCCAAGCCAAGCUGAACGAGGCUCUCUGCCUCGCCAAUUCUCUCGAGGAACAACGUGAGGGAUACUUUGAGACUGAUUUCUUCGAUAAGGCCUUGCCUCCUCAUGUCGUCGUUCAAAACCCAAUACUCCGAUCCUCUAGAGCUCGCGCAGACACAUAUUUUGGUCCAGGAACAGUGGAAACCAUCAAAUGCCAUCUCUAUGCAUCUGAGUCCAAGGGCGAAGUGGAUGCUGUGUUUGUAAAUUCUAUACUGAGUGGGGUUCAGCAACGAAAUUUGGAGCGUGCAUGGGGUAAACCUGUGUUGGACCGCGUUGGCCUUAUAAUAGAAAUUUUUAAUGCUCAUGCCCAUACAAAGGAGGCAAAGCUACAGUCUGAAUUGGCCGCCCUCAUUUAUAAGAAGAGCAGGCUUGUUCGCGUACGAGGCCCUGAUGGACGCCAUACUUUUGGAACAACAGGAGAAGCCGAAGUUGUUAGUGCCCGAGGGAGGGGAAGUGGAGGACGUGGCUUCAUUAGUGGUGCUGGGGAAACAGAACUCCAAUUGCAACGGCGAAGAAUAUUAGAAAGACGCAACCAUUUGUUAUCCCAAAUUGAAGAGGUUCGUCGAACACGAGCUUUACAACGUGCCGCUCGCAAGAGGCAUGGUGGAUUUCAGAAUAAAGGUUUAGCCACUGUUGCUGUUGUAGGGUACACGAAUGCUGGAAAGUCUACAUUGGUCAGUGCUCUCUCAGAGAGUGAGCUUUAUAGUGAUUCUCGAUUGUUUGCAACACUGGAUCCAAGACUGAAAAGUGUUAUUCUUCCUUCAGGGAGGAAAGUGCUCUUUAGUGAUACCGUGGGAUUUAUAUCAGAUUUGCCUGUGCAGUUAGUGGAAGCAUUUCAUGCAACCUUGGAAGAAGUAGUGGAAGCAGACCUUCUUGUGCAUGUAAUAGACUGCACUGCUCCUAAUCUCGAGGAACAUCGCACAACAGUGUUGCAAGUUCUUCAGCAAAUAGGAGUGUCGGAAGAGAAACUCCGGAGUAUGAUUGAAGUGUGGAAUAAGAUUGAUUAUGAAGAGGGAGAAAUGGGCGCUGAUGAUUCUGUAGACGAUGGUGGUGCUAGCAGCUGGCCUGUUGAUGAAGAUGAUAAUGCAUCUGAGGUAUCAUCAGAACUAGAAGAUGACAGGGGCAAUAGUAAUAGUUCUUUAGUAAUGGAAUCUAGUAAAGAGGAUUAUGAAGAGACAAUAGAGAACAUGCAAGAAAAUUACUCAGAUGGCUGGCUGUUGUCAGAAGAUGACCAAGAGAAGGUGGGUGACCAUUGGUUGAAGAGUUUGGACGAGCAACGAGGUGAGACCUUAAAUAACUUGGGGAUAGAAUUGCAGUCUCAAGCUGCUCAGCAUGGUCCCCAUGUCAAAAUAUCUGCUAUAACAGGAGUUGGCUUGCAAGAAUUGCUGGAACUCAUUGAUGAAAAGCUGAAGACACAGGACGAGACACUAAAGGCCCAGAAUGUAGUGGAAAGGGGUUUCUUUGAUAGAAAAUGGAGGCCUUCACGUACAGAUGAUGCUGGCAUGGCAGUUGAACAGUAACAAACUUACGUGGCCUGGUUAUCUUUGUUCUUGUUUCAAAAAUUACGUAAGCUAGAUGAAAGGUUCAAAUGGGUGUUAGUCUACGUCUGAACAACUCUCGGUCUAGUGCUUAAAACAUUUGUAAUCAUGAGGCAUGUAAAUAUGUUCUUGAAGGGACAUAGAAUUGAUGAAUCCUAUGGAGUAGAAAAGAUUUGGCAACAUAGACGAAGCAUGCUGCAUUCGAGAUGAUAAUGUAGCCAAUCAUUGUGAGGAAGAAAUGGAAGAGCAUUGAUAGCUGCGGCGGAAGAAAAUAUGAUGACUGGUUUACUGGGGAUAUGCAGUGGUACAAGCACCGAGAAAUAUGUAUCUGAACAGCCAGCACGCUGGUAUCUCAAGGAAGCUAGUCAGCCUGAAUUGGCAACUCGGGGGAAGGAGUAACAUGGCAUCUUCUUUGGGUAAGGAGUAUAUAAGAAUUUUGAACUCCUAGUUUUGGUAGCUCUUGAUUUUGCCCGUGGGUAUUAUUGACAUAUAAUAAUUUUAUUAUAGGUAGUAAAUUAUUAUCCUUAGUGUUCAAAUUUCUCA